Messenger RNA from Alosa sapidissima (American shad), 3787 nucleotides. It is a transcript of the gene robo4, whose product is annotated as roundabout, axon guidance receptor, homolog 4 (Drosophila). Gene Ontology annotation, cellular component: plasma membrane; axon. NCBI's taxonomy places the organism in Eukaryota, Metazoa, Chordata, Actinopteri, Clupeiformes, Clupeidae. The record is from RefSeq and is a predicted model, not a curated record. Bases 215 to 3730 code for a protein of 1171 amino acids. The transcript has 19 exons. Gene Ontology annotation, molecular function: cell-cell adhesion mediator activity. Gene Ontology annotation, biological process: dendrite self-avoidance; axon guidance; homophilic cell-cell adhesion.
CACAUUCUCUCUCACACACACACACACACCUCGCUCUCCCAUGGUGUCUCCCAACACGCAGAGCAGAGCAGGGAUGGGGCUCCUCUGGAGGAGGCUCUAGCAGGGGAGCGCUGUGUGUCCCUGGAGAGCUGGGUCCCAGUGGGAGUCUCCCCCCACACACACACACACACACACAUACACACACACACACACACACACACACACACACAGGAGGAUGCAGCCUGGCACUUGGCUCCUGUGGGCAUUGUGGCUCCUUACCUGGGCAGAGGCCACACGUCAGUGCCAGUGUCAGUGCACCUGUAUGCCAGACGGCACCUCGGAGGUCGGCGGGGCGGUCAAGCCAGGCAAGGAGCACGUCCGUCAUCAUCAUGGGGGGCAUAGACACCUCCAGCACAGACACAGGGGCAGUAGAAGGAGAGGUUCCAAGCCCCCGCCAGAUGAGAUCCCUCCUCAGAUUGUCCACCACCCGUCCGAUGUGGUGGUGAAGGUGGGCAGCCCCGCCACGCUCUCCUGCAGGGCCUCGGGCACCCCAGAGCCCACUAUAGAAUGGCUACACAACGGGCAGCCCCUGGACAUGAACCGCCAGGACGACCCGUCCCGGCCCAUCACUCUGCAUGAGGGGAGCCUCUUCUUCCUCAGUGUGGUGCCCGCACGAAGGGGCCAGUCCCAUGAGGGUGUGUACUCGUGUGUGGCGCGCAACAGCGCCGGCAAAGUCACCAGUCGAAAUGCCUCUCUGCACAUCGCAGCGUUGCGGGAGGAGUUCCGUGUCCAGCCCAGUGAUGUGGAGGUUGCUGUGGACGAGGUGGCCAUCAUGAACUGCAGCCCUCCCAUCGGGCAGCCAGAGCCCAACGUCAUCUGGAAGAAGGACGGCGUGCUCAUCAACAGCACGGAUGACCACUACACAGUGCUUAAUGGGAAAUUAAUCAUCGGCCCUGCCCAGAAGAAUGACUCGGGGGUGUAUAUUUGUGUGGCGUCCAACACCAUGGGGGUGCGGGAGAGCCAGGCUGCCAGACUGUCAGUAUUAGUGAAGCCAGUGUUGGUGCGUACACCCCAGGACGUGAGCGUGAAGGUUGGGGAGGCGGCGCACUUCUUCUGUGAGGCCGAAGGAGACCCCAUGCCCUCUGUGGAGUGGAGCCGGGAGCAGGGCCCUCUGCCAAACGGCAGAUAUCUGGUCAAUCCAGACAAGAGUCUUCAGAUUCACUAUGUGACUGACCAGGACAGUGGGAAGUACACCUGCACUGCUGUCAAUGAGGUGGGAGUAUCCACGGCAACCGCAGUGCUUCAUGUAGAGGAUGCUUUGAACACUCGGCAGAAGGAGCUUCAUAAGGAGCUGUCUGCUCUGCGUGCAGAGCUUCAGACCGUGGCUGUCAUGACUCCUUCCUCAAAUAUGUCUUUGGUGCAGUGGAAGCUCCAGUCUCUACCAACCCAGCCACACUACCUGGAUGGAUGCGAGGUGCUGUACCGCUCUCUCCUGCCUGCUAGCUCUGACUGGGCAGCCAAGAAGGUCCCCCUGCCAAGCCUGCAGACAGAGGUCGGUCCCCUGAAGAGGGGCUACAAGUAUGAGUUCAAAGUGCGACCAUACGGGAGUAACUUAUAUGGCAGAGAGAGCAACACCAGACACCUCAGGGUGCCAGAGAUCGCCCCUGGUGCCCCUCCUCAGGGACUGUCUGUGACGAUGCCGGUGGACCGAAACGACACAGUUCUCUUCAGCUGGGGUCCUCCACCUCACGACACUCACAACGGGAUCAUCCAGGGCUAUCAGGUGUGGUGUGUGCAGUCAGAUGGUCAGCCGUUUUUUAACUGGACGUUGGACAGUGGGACCCACAGUCUGGAGAUUGGCAUGCUGCACCCAGGCAGGCAGUACUGGGUCAGAGUGGCAGCUGUCAAUGGAGCAGGAGUCGGCGUGAAGAGUGACCCUCACAGACUGCUAAUAGAGAACAACCAGCGUGUGUCUCACGCUCUCCCGGCCUCAGGCGCUCUCCCUCGGGUUCUGGCCGUGGUUCAGGACCCGGUGUUUAUUGGCAGUGUCGUCGUGCUCCUGUGGUGCCUCCUUAUGGUCACCGCGGUGUGCCUGUACCGACGCCACACCAGGAACUCGGGCCUCGGCCACAGACACCACAAGAGCACAGGCUUGUACAGGUUAGCCAGUGAGGACCUCAUCAUCAAGCACAGGAUGGCAGCGCCUGACUCACCGUGGAUAUCUGGGGCCUGGAGACCAGCGCUGUGCGGUAAACCCUACCAGGACCUGUGGGCCCAGGGCCAGGAGAGCCCCAACCCCAGCCUCAGCAAGAGCACUCUUCCCAUCACAGCAAAGAAGGACCCCGGCCAUCUAGAAUCUGUCGUCCCCAUAGUGCCUGACAGCUGCGGGGUUUACGGCACAUUCUACGUGGAUCUCAGCGGCAACAACCUCAAGACCUUCAACAGUCCCGCCCGCCGUACCAAGAUGCCUCACUACCACUCCGCUGACCAGAACUGCGAGACCGUCAUCAUCCCUCAGCCCGCCGCCAGGAACAAGGCGGCCAGGGAUGGGCCGGCGAUGCCGUGGAGACGGGCCCUGCCUUCCCAGCCCAAUAUGGGGGUUCUCAAGGAAUCCUGGGAGAAGAACUGCAAGCGAGAGCUGCAUGCUGUGAAGAGCGCCCCAUUAGUGCCUAUGUCCCAGCAGUCCCGGGCAGUCGGCAGCAUCACAGGUGUCAACAAACAGAGACUCAGCCAUCAGCCGCCAGCCCUCCCUCCUCCAGGUGGGUUCCCAGACGGCCUGAAGUCGACCUCCUCUCCCCGCAUGCUCCACUACUCGGCCUCCCUGCACCUGGUGGACAUGAUGCCGCCCCCCCCUCGCUGCGGUGAAGACAUGCACAGCUUGAGCUCAGAGGAAGGCUCCAGCAGGUCAACCAAGCUGACGAUGGACGUGGGCUCUCUCCAGUCCAUCUGCACGCCAUCUGUGGUGCGGGGAGCGGCCACCUCCGCCACCACCUCUGUCUGCCCCUCCUACCCGGGCCGCACCUACAGCCGCCUGUCCACCGCCUCCUUCUGCAGGUCCGCAGAGCCCAGCCUGGACGAGGACCUGGACCUGGACGACGCCACGCUCUCCACACAGGACGCCACGCAGUACCUGGAGAUCAGACCCAGAAUGGACAGGGCCGGUGUACUACCAGAUAACCUCACCCCGAGGCCCUUCUCCCCGACCCCCACGUUUGGCUACAUCUGUGGGCCAUCAGAGGUGGAGGAGGUGAGCGAGCGCAGGGGUCACCAGCGUGGGGUGGCAGGCCGGGCGCAGCUGAGGAGCACCCCCUCGUCCUGCUGCAGCGAGUGGGAGGGGUCCCUGUGGAACGCCUGGGGCUCCAUCUCCGAGGGCAACAUGCCCAGCGCCCGUACCAGCAUCAUCAGCUCGUCUGACUGCUCGUUCAUGAACGAUGCCAACUUCGCCCGAGUCCUCGCCCUGACCGCGGAGUCGAUGACUGGAGCCAGUCUCUCAGAUUUCUCUCCUUCUGGGUCUCCUCUGAACGUGCUCUUCCCCCCUCCGCGGGACUGUUUCGGGGAGCUGGACCCCUUACCCGUGUGGGACUGGGGCACUACCUGGGUGGACGAGAUGGAGGCGCAGUACCACGCCGGCCGGACAGGGGGCGCCACAGCUGCAGCCGCAGCCAGCCUGUCCUCCGUCCCAGACCGCUGGGGCUAUCACCACCGCCAGGACCCCAGGCAGGCCAACCACAAAAUGCCAUCGCACCGAUGAGCAUCGCCACAUAUACUCAUCACUAGGUCACCCCUAGAGAACUUUAAACAUGUUGAA